This is a messenger RNA of Sarcophilus harrisii (Tasmanian devil), 4008 nucleotides long. Its product is annotated as titin-like. The transcript has 4 exons. The record is from RefSeq and is a predicted model, not a curated record. Bases 1 to 2208 code for a protein of 735 amino acids. Lineage: Eukaryota; Metazoa; Chordata; Mammalia; Dasyuromorphia; Dasyuridae.
AUGAAGAGUCCCCCGGGGCGCCGGCCUACUGUCCCAAGGUUCUCUAGGCCCCGGCGCCGGGAACUCUUCCAGUCCGGGGCCGCCAAUGGAAGCGAGCUCCCGAUACUUGAGGCCACUUCCCUGGGUGCAGCAGCAGGGGGGCCUGGGGACAGCUCCUUGGCUACCUCAGCCCCGAACCGGGGCCAUCCGGGCUCCCUGCCUCCCUCACCAAAAGGGGAGCAGAGAAGCCGCAAGGUUGUGAAGGAGAAAGGGGAAGGGGACCAGGGGAAGGGCGAGUCCUCCCGGAGGCCGAAUGCCCGCCAUGUCUCCGUGGAAGGAGAGCGUCCCCCGCUCCUUCCCUUGGCAAACCCUGCCAGCAAAGCAGGGCAGGGCCGCCUUGUGCCGCUCUGGCCCGAGGCUCUGACGGAAAGCAGCCCCAGGGAAGUGGGGCAGCUGAAAGGAUCCAGAGCCCCCAACGCCAGAUUUGCAAACAUGGACAAAGAGCUGCGGAUGCAGCCGGAGCCGAGUGGCGGCAAGAAGCUGCCAGCGUCAAUGGCGAGUAAAGCGGCCCUCCCGAGGGUGAAGAGCCCCGAGACCCAUCCCGAGGCCGGCCAAGAGGCCUGGAUAAAAGACGUGGAUACGCUGCGCAGGCGCAUGCUGGAGGCGAUCCCCGAGCUUCAGACUUUGGGGAAGAAGAAGGAGGACAUGGCCUCUGGCGUCCGAACCCGCCAGGGCAUUGCCCAGAUCCAAGAGCGUUUGGGAGCCCCAGCAGGAGCCUCGGCAACAGCCCCGGUUGCCUUGCGCCUCCCUCCUCUCCUUUCUCUCUCCUGGAAGGUGGGAAAACCCAAAGGCCUGGGGGCCCCCAAGGACAGCAGGGACCAAAUGGACAGAGGGCCGCAGCUGCCGCGCAAGCGCAGUCCAGAGAAGAAGCUCCCCGGGUGUUCAGCUCAGCCAGGGCAAAUCCCGGGGAGGACGCCCCAAACGCCUGCCAGCUCAGGCGUCUGGAUAAAAGACCUGGACACCCUGCGCAGGCGCAUGCUGGAGGCGAUCCCAGAGCUUCAGGCUUUGGGGAAGAAGAAGGAGGACAUGGCCUCUGGCGACCGAACCCGCCAGGGCAUUGCCGAGAUCCAAGAGCGUUUGGGAGCCCCAGCAGGAGCCUCGGCAAUAUCCCCGGAAGCCUUGCGCCUCCCCCCUCUGCCUUCUCCCUUCAGGGAGGUGGACCAGGCGAAAGGCCUGGGGGCCCCCAAGGACAGCAGGGACCAAAUGGACAGAGGGCCGCGGCUGCCGCGCAAGUGCAGUCCAGAGAAGAAGCCCCCCGGGCAUUCAACUCAGCCAGAGCAGAAAGUGCCCCUUCCGGGGAGCACCGGCCAGAAGCGGCCCAGCCCGGAGGCCUGGAAGAAAGACCGGGGCGCCUUGGGCAGGCGCAUGCCGGAAUCGGUGCAGGAGUUACGCGCUCUGGGCAAGUGGGAGGACAAGAGGGUCGGCCCUGUCCGAGCGCCCGAGCCUCCUGCCCAGACCCACGUCCCUUUGCCAGCCCCGGCAGCAGUCUCGGAAACAGCCCCGGAAGCCUCGCGCUUCCCCACUGCUCAUUUUCCCUCUCGGAACGUGGAGCAGCCCAGGGACAUCCGGAACACCGAGGCCAGAGGCCGGCAAGCGGACAGAGAGCUGCGGGGGCCGCCAAAGCCUUGGCGGGACCGAGGGCCGUCUGAGAGUGGCGCUGAGCCGCCAGAGGAAGCGGCCCCGCUGACCAACAAGCGCAAGAGGGGCCAUCCUGAGCCCACUCCGCAGGUCUGGAAGAAGCUCCGGACCUUCCUCAGCGCCAACAUGCCCGAGCCUCCCAAGAAAAAAAAUAAGCUGGCUGGCUCUGUCGGGGUCCCCCGGUCACCUCCCAAGGUCCAAGAGCGCGGGGGAACCCCGGCAGAAGGGCCCGCUCCCAGGCAGACGCAGGCUGGCCUCUGGGAAGCUGCCAGAGACACGACAAGGAAGGCGGACGAAAAGCCGCCUCAGCACAUCCCCGCUGGGCCUGCUCUGCGGGUGCCAAGGGCGCGUUGGUCUCCAGCUCCCCGGAGAGGGUGGAGGCCUGAGCGGGAGAGGCUGAAGAGGAAGGCCCAGCGGGAGCGGGAGCUCGCUGCCAACUACACGGCCCUGGGCAAGAGGAACUUUUUCGAGGAGCGGCAAAAGGACAUGGAAAUCGCAAGGUCAAGACUGAAGAGAAGCCUACAAACCUAAAGGGGAAAGUGAAAUCCAAAGGAAGCUUGAAGCAUCGAUGGUUCCAGAAGAAGAUAGAGACCUCCAGCCUUUAUCCCCAAAAGGUAGAAAAGGAGGGAAAUGAUGGGUCACUGCCCAGAGUCUGCUCAAAACUCCUAUCCUAAUUUAUUUGUCUUUAACAGCCUUGUAAGCUAUUAGGCUGCUAACUAAGCCCUAAAUAUUAUAUAAAGCUAAUUUAUUAGACUUCCCUUAGAGUCCCAGUAUAAUCUUGGGGACCUGGAAAAUUGAUCUGCUAGUCUUCUUCUUUGCCUAAAGGUAAGGGGAUCCUUCACAAUUUUAAGUCUAAUUCUUCUAAAGUAGCAGGGCCCUUGGGAAAACCCAGUCUCUUUGCUAGAGCAUGGGCUGAUCCCAUAGCAUAAACUGGGGUGCUAUUGAUUGUACUUAUGCUGGGAAUGUUUUGAAUAAGUCUUUUUUGUUUGUUUUACAUAGAUCCUACUCUUUCUGAGAUGGAAGUCAGCUACAAGGAUAGAACAAGGACCUUCUAUCCCAUUGGACCUACCCCUGGGGUGUUUUCUCAAAAACUGGAAAAAAAUUUAGAGAAGGAAAUUUAAAGAGGAAAAUGGGGAGGGGCCUAAUCCUCUCUCAGGAUCCCUUUCUUUGUUAUUCUUGCAAAUUGAUUUUAGUAAGUUCUAUCCAUAAGUUCCACAUUAAAAAGAAAAAAGCCUGACUUUUUUUUUUCUUGUAAACUCAGCACUGGCUAAUUUGGGUCUACAGAAAUCAAGUUAGUUAAUUAAAGUUGUAAAACUGCUAAAAAAAGAAAAUUUUAGCAGAUUCUGGAGGUUUUGAGAUUAAUCAUUAAAUUAUUUGAUACUGUCUUGUUUCCUCCCUAACGAGAGGAAAACUAAUUUGCUCUUAGUAAAUACUAAUUGAUAAAUAAUGGUUCUUUUGAAAUUGUAGAUUUGAGAUUUGACUUGUAACUAAAAACUUGUGGAGAAUGUUUAAAACUAGCUAAAACUGGUAAUUGCUGCUUAUGGAAAGGUGGGGUGAGGUAACAAAAAUCCUUAUCUGGUUUGGCUUUGCAUUUAGAGUUAUUCCCUUCCCCUCUUCACAGAAUGUGGGAGGAGGUGAGUAGCAUAAAAUCAUCUCUUUAGAUAUCAAGAAAAGUUGUAAAUUUUCUAUGAUGAAUCUCUUAUUACAAUUGUAUGAGAUAAUCAUUAUUAAAUGGUGUGUUCUAAAAUUGUGAACUUGUUUAUUCUGGGUAUAAGAUCUUUGAAAUUUGUGUACAAAUAUUGAAGUAUUACUAAAUUACUAAAAUUUUAAAUCUAAGUAUUAAAACAAAGUUCUUUGGUAAUUUGUUCAAAAGGAUUACAUGUUUGCAUGUCCUAAAAACUUAUAUAAUUACUGUGAAUAGGACAGUGAAAAACUUUACCUAGAUUUUAUUUUCAGAUCAGUUAUCCCCCACCCCUCACACUGUUUGGGGAAAGUGGAAGAAAAAUCUCACAAAACCAUUGUUCCUAGCAAGGUCAUUGGCCCUAGAAAAUGACCUUGGUAUGGAAUAUGAAAUUGUCAUACAAGAAAGAAAAUACAGGUGACAAUUUCGUUAUCAUUUCAAAAAAUUCUUAAGGGUUUUUGGUUGUAAUCUGAAAUUUAGGAUUGAAAACUGCAAUGUAGUUUUAUUUUAGAUCAAUUAGCAAAAUUAUAUAUGUUUACCCUUCUCUCACUGCUUGUGACUGCUCUUUAUCCCAGCCUGAGCCCUCUUCUCACUUCACUGAUUAUUAGGGAAGGUGGAAAAAAUCCCACUCAUGCUCAGCACUUCUAUGA